Messenger RNA from Corylus avellana, 1707 nucleotides. The record is from RefSeq and is a predicted model, not a curated record. Lineage: Eukaryota; Viridiplantae; Streptophyta; Magnoliopsida; Fagales; Betulaceae.
CUUCCCAGGUUAAAAACACUAUCUUCACACAUUUUCAGACAAAUCUCUUCUUUCCUCUUCCCUCUUCCCUCUCCCUUCUUUGCUCUUCCCUCUCCCUCACCGAAGGCCGGCCACUGGAGACCACAAACACCAAGCACCACUGACGAUGAGCCACCCACGUCUCCGGCGCCGAGCUACCCACAGUCAAAAUCCCCAAAUUUCAAAACCCAAACCCACUGUCAAAAUCCAUCUUCCCUCUCUUCCACCGACUACGAAACGCAUAAGUUUUAUUGUCUCUCUGUUAUAUUUCAUGCGUCAAAGUUACGUGAUGUUGGGGAAUAACUCUUAGGGUUAUUAAUCGUGUUUGUCAAUGAAGUUUGGUUGACAGAGCACGCAGAUGAAUUAGGCUAUCAAAGCGAAUCUGUUUUUAUUGAUAUAAUUAAUAUCUAAAUUAGUAUUAAGAGGUGGUUGGAUGUUGAUUAUUUUAAUUUUCUUAUUUGAUCCUGAGGCUUGUAUACAUAGGUACGUUGCUUUGAUUUAUGAAGGUAAUAUUAAUUUUUUUUUCUUGCAGAAAAAAAUUGAAAGUGAAAUCACACCGACAAAAGCGGUUUUGGGAGUGGGCGGUUUUGGAAAAGGUUCUAUUGAUAUCUGAGUGAGAGGGACGAAUGACUAUCACCGUCCACCACUUGCUACACCCGCCACACUGUUCUUCUCCACUUCCUGCUUUUUCGUCAUCAACAAGGUCAUUGAGGUCUCAGAUCUCCUGCUCUUCCUCCUCAUUAGUGGCUCAAAUGGAUCCGUACAACGAGGGGAGAACAAAGUUCAAGGCGUUCCCGUAUGUCUCAACCCCACACAGAAACCUGAUGGUUGAUCUUGUAUCUACGGUGGAGAACCGCCUUGACUCGAAGCUCCUUCCUUGUACUCUACCGCCGGAUGUACAAUACUACCAGAACCAGAGUGGGACCGGCUCUGCUACGCUCCACAUCAGAUCUGGCCACAAGCCCUCCCAGAUUGAUUUUAUAUUGGGUAGCUGGAUACACUGUGAGCUACCAAUGGGAGGAGCACUGAACAUAACAAGCCUAUCAGCCUAUCUGAACCCUUCAACCGACGCACCAAAUUUCCUUUUUGAGCUCAUUCAGAGCAGCCCAACAUCCUUAAUUCUCAUUCUUGACUUGCCUCCUCGAAAGGACCUUGUUCUCUCCCCAGACUACCUCCGCACAUUUUACGAAGACACCCAGCUUGACAGACAUCGGCAAACACUUGAGAAAAUCCCUGAGGUUCGACCCUAUGUCUCUUCAUCCCUUUACAUACGUUCCCUAGUGUCUCCGACGGCCAUUACGGUUUGUAUUGAGACGGAGGCCAACGGACACGGACGAAUGGAGGAGGUCAUAAAAGAUCAUAUUGAUCCCAUUGCAAAGGAAGUGCUGGGAAUCUGGUUGGAUCAAUGUGCUUGUGGGGAGAGAGAAGUGGGAGAGACUGAGAGAGGUUAUUUGGAAAAGAGGGAUGGGUUGGUUAAGAGCAGGACUAUUGAGAUUGAUCUGGGCUCGAGCCUGCCGAGGCUGUUUGGGCCUGAAGUAGCAAAGCGAGUGUUGGGAUCCGUACGAGAGUUUUUUACUGCAUGAAAAGCUAGUUUGUUGUGUGUAUUACAAUGUGAGAAUUAAUGUAAAUAAUGUGAUUGUUAACCUCAAAGAAAGGGGUAAAAAACCGCACUUUUUAUUUCUUUAGAAA